Molecule: messenger RNA, 1953 nt
Organism: Bactrocera latifrons
Lineage: Eukaryota; Metazoa; Arthropoda; Insecta; Diptera; Tephritidae
Product: zinc finger protein 19-like
Exons: 5
Coding region: 65-1837 (590 amino acids)
Biological process (GO): regulation of transcription by RNA polymerase II
Cellular component (GO): nucleus
Molecular function (GO): RNA polymerase II cis-regulatory region sequence-specific DNA binding; zinc ion binding; DNA-binding transcription factor activity
Source: RefSeq, a predicted model, not a curated record
UCUACACUCGUUGCUUGAGGGAUUUGUUUAUAAACAGUUUAGUACUAAAAUAAUUUUAAAUGUGAUGUUUCAAGAAGACGAGGUGGUAAACAGCUGUCGAGUUUGUCGCAGUCCUAACCAGGAUGGUGAUUUUGAAUGUCUGUACGUUGUGCAAGUAAUAGAAGAAAGUGGUGUGAUGCAGUCACACACAUGGCAGCUUACUAAUACGGGCAAGCUGUAUGAAGAGAUGCUUGGUGUUGAGAUUGAUGGAUCAACCAUGGAGAUAUAUCCACAGUAUCUGUGUAAUAGUUGUGAUUUACAAAUGCGACUCUUUCGUAAAUUAAUUAUGAGGGCACGACGUACACUGGAAGAGUUGGCGAAAAUGUACACCGCCAGUGACAAAAAUGAUGCAUUUGUAGAAGAGAAGAAUGAAAAUGUGACACAUGUCGAUUUGGAAACGAGAAAUUCCGUUAUUUUAAAGGAAGAAUCUGUAGAAUGUGAUAUGUCAGCCAUAGGUAAUGAAAAUGGUGCAAUAGAGUCACUGCUAGCGGAGGCAAGUACAAAUAUUACCGAGCCAGAACAAUACGUAUAUGAGGACUGUCAAGCGGUAACUUACACGCCAACUACCAUGGAGGAAGUUAAUUACUUACAAGAAUACGCGCCUCAAGUGACGCUGCCAACGAAAGCGGACACAAAUGAGGCUUUGAGUGAACUAUUGGCAGAAGCGACCGACAGUACUGACGUGCAGUACUACGCAGAGGAGCCAGCUGGACGUGCUAUGGAUGUGCAAUCAGCGAUCGAACAUGUUGAUAUUAAAGAAACAAGUGACGAGAAAGUGGUUGAAUUUACGCCCAUAUUUGAAGAGAACUCCAUCGAGGAGAGUAGUGAUUUGAAACAAGAACCAGUGGAAUUCUUUGAUGUGCAUUAUUUGGAGGACACUAGCAGUACUCUACCGAUUAAUGCAUUGGAACGACCGAAAGUGUCAGGCGCAUGUAAUGGUGGCAAUAUACGCCGUGCAUACGAAUGUCAAGCUUGCGGUUUGGAAUUUCUACGACGCACUGAUUUCCUGCAACAUCGUAAAACCGUGCAUCACAACAAAUUUCCGUGUCCCUAUUGCACCAAACUCCUACACACCAACGAUGCCUUGCGCGUGCACCUGCGUUUACAUAGUGGGGAACCGGCUUUCAAAUGUGAUAUCUGUCAGCGUACAUUCAAUCAAAAAGUGCAUUACCGUUAUCACAUGGAUCGACAUAACAAUGUGCGUAAUUUCAAGUGUACGGAAUGCGAAAAGGCAUUCCUUUCCAAGCACGAUUUAACGGUACAUAUGCGUUCGCACACCGGCGAACGACCGUUUGAAUGCGAGAUUUGCGGCAAAGACUUUCUCAUACUGCAGCAUUUGAAAAUGCACCGUUAUUCACAUACGACCAAAUCCUUUGAGUGCCAUGAGUGCAAACAAAAAUUCAUAUCGCCGUCGACGCUACGCAUACACCUGCACACGAUACACACAUCCGAACGUCGCUUUCAGUGCGAAUUUUGCGUGAAACGAUUUCGGCGAAAACAUCAUUUAAUUGCGCACUACAAAGUACAUCAAAAGUCCGAAGCCAAUGCGAACGAAUAUGAUGAUUUGGUUGAGGAGAGUGAAGAGGAUAUGGAGGAGAAUGACUAUCAAAUGGUGUCUGACGUAAACGGACAACAUUUGGCCAUGCAGCAAGGUGUAAGCGAGUUCCUAGAAAUCAACGAGGAAGGACACAUCGAUAGCAUAUUGGUAGUGGACGACGUACAUAGUGACGAGCAAGCCUUAUAUGGUACUGAUUAUGAAAUAGGCGUGGCUGAGGAGAACGACAAUUUGACUUUCUAAUGUACAUACCUAUAUAUUAGGCGAAUUUUGUUAUAACAAAAGAUUUUGUAUUAUUUUCAUAUAAAUUAACUCACCUUGCUUAGCGUCAAAAUAUAUACAUAUAAGGCAACAACAAA